CAACGCCGGCCUUGCAGUACACAUUUGCUCUGUUGUGAAGUUGUUGAGUGCAAGCGCAAUUCGCGCCAUACUGUUUUCAUUACGACGUAAAUGAAAUAAUUGACAAUCGGCAGGAAUUCGAAAAGGAUUCUUCUAUACUAUUCUUUCUAGAUAGUUGCCAGGAUGACAGCGUCAAAUGUGCCGUAUGACACAAUGUCAAUGACAUCUCGCCUGGGACCGCUGUUCACGAAAUGCUGCUGUUGCAUUCCUCUGAGGAUUGGGUGCUUCAUCCUCGGAUAUUUAAAUCUGGUUUUCAAUGCCUUCCACAUGCUCGCCCUACUAGCUCUGACCACAUACAUCGGCUUAACCACCCAUGGUUUCGACCACUACGAUCCUGAGGACCUCCGCUUCAUUAAUAGCAAUCCUUCUACCGUAGAGUCCUACGAGAGACCGUUCUUGAACCAGAUCGGUCUGUUGCUGUUGGUGAUAUUGAGUGUCAAUUUGGUGUGGUUGGUCAUCAAUAUCGCUUGCUUGGUUGGAUUACACAAGAGGCGUCCUGGUCCCGUCAGGCUGUACGUGGCGUUUGCGACGGCGCGUCUCCUUCUGACACUCGCAGGGUUCGUCUACCUUGUCAUGACAGCCAGCUCCAAUAUCCAAGCGGUAGUGUCAAACAGUAUCGAUAUGGUUUUAACGGUGUAUUUCGUCGUGGUGUACUACAUGUGCGCACUACAAAUGGAGCGUGAACGAGACGAAGGCCGGGAGAUUAAGAAGCUUCCCGUUGGAGACAUUUCGUUCAUAUAUUCCGCUAAUAUCGACAAACAAAGCCUGGUGGCUUGAUUGUAUCAACUGUUCUUUAUUAAGAAGCUUAAGUUGCGAGACAAUGUGCCUAGUUCUGGCAAGAUUCUCUUAUAUUAAAACUAAAUUUGACAACAGUCUUCCCUAUU
Molecule: messenger RNA, 923 nt
Organism: Chilo suppressalis (striped riceborer)
Lineage: Eukaryota; Metazoa; Arthropoda; Insecta; Lepidoptera; Crambidae
Source: the annotation of a GenBank genome assembly